Molecule: messenger RNA, 1190 nt
Organism: Anolis sagrei ordinatus
Lineage: Eukaryota; Metazoa; Chordata; Lepidosauria; Squamata; Anolidae
Source: RefSeq, a predicted model, not a curated record
CUCCGCUGCCCCGUUCCUUUCCUUCUGGUGACCCCUCCACUGUUCCACCUCUCUCCAGCCAGAGCCCAGGAGGUCCAAGCGGAGAAUGUGACGGUGGCAGAGGGCGGCCAGGCCGAGAUCAACUGCAGGCUCCACCAGUAUGACGGCUCCAUCGUGGUGAUCCAGAAUCCCUCCCGGCAGACGCUCUUCUUCAACGGCACGCGGGCCCUGAAGGAUGAGCGCUUCCAGCUGGUGGAGUUUACCCAGAGCCAGGUGCGGAUCGUGCUCUCCAACGCCCGGCUGGAGGACGAGGGGGGCUACUUCUGCCAGCUCUACACAGAGGACACCCACCACCAGAUUGCAAUCCUCACAGUGCUGGUGCCCCCUGAGAACCCCCUGGUGGAGGUGAAGGAGCAAGCAGUGGAAGGCGGGGAGGUGGAGCUCACCUGCACCGUUCCCCGGUCGCGGCCGGCCGCCACCCUGCGCUGGUUCCGGGAACGGAGAGAGAUGAAAGGGAUGAGCAGCCGGCAGGAGAGCGGGAAGGUCUUCAGCGUCACCAACGUGGUGCGCUUCCGGGUGGAGCGCAAGGACCACAGCAGCAUCGUGACCUGCGAGGCCACCCAUCCGGCCCUCCGCGGGCAGCGGAAGCAGACCCAGUACCUCCUGUCUUUCCCAGACUCGCCCACGGCACGGAUCCACCCUCCGCCCGGCGUGAUGCGGGAAGGAGACACCCUCAUCCUGACAUGCGCCGUCAACGGCAACCCACUCCCCACAGACAUCAAGUGGAGCCGGGCAAAUGACUCCCUUCCGGAGCGGGCACUAGUCGAGGGCGAAAUCCUGACCAUCCCCAGCCUCAGCCUGCUGGACAACGGGACCUACUCCUGCCAGGUGUCAAAUAAGCACGGCCGCUCCUCCGACCAGUACGUCCUGGUGGUCUACGACCCCGGGGCCAUUGUGGCGGCCCAGACCUCGGUGCCCUACGCCAUUGUGGGCGGCAUCCUGGCCUUGCUGGUCUUCCUGGUCAUCUGCGUCCUGAUCGUCAUGGUCUGGUGCUCCAUCCGGCAGAAAGGCUCCUACCUGACGCACGAGGCCAGCGGACUGGACGAACACGGCGAGGCUCGGGAGGCCUUCCUCAACGGAGGCGAUGGGCACAAGCGCAAGGAGGAGUUCUUCAUCUGAGCCGCGGGGAUGGGGUGGGAAUGGGGGGGCUG